Messenger RNA from Symbiodinium necroappetens, 4114 nucleotides. The record is from the annotation of a GenBank genome assembly. Lineage: Eukaryota; Dinophyceae; Suessiales; Symbiodiniaceae.
GACUUUCGGUGGUGAUGACGAGUUCUCCUUCGUGAACCAGUCGAGCCCACAGGAGCUGGAGACACCUCCGACGAAACCGGUCCAGAAGCUGGAGGUUCCGGCAUGUGCCCAGCGUGCAGCCUUCAAGGAGAAGGUGUUCUCCUUCGGGGCCCAGGAGGAGCCCGGCUUUGUCCACACCUUGGAGACCAAACUCACUGCCGACCUCCAGGCCUCCGCUCCGGUCACGAGGGAGGACCCCUAUGAGAUCCGGAAGCCCAAAGGGCGCUAUGCAGAUGGCCCAACGCCUGUCAAGGAGGGCUCGGCCGCUCGGACCCCCAACACGAAUAUCCGGCUGCCCCGGCUCGGGGAGUUGCCCCGCUGUCCCGUGGUGAGCCGGAAGUCCUUCAAGGCAUCGGACCGCGUGCUUGGCUGCCCCGUGCCCGAGUACGCCGACGUGCUUCGAGUCGUCCAGGCGCAGCUCGUGAUGGGUCCCUGGCCGGUCGAGAUGCCUUGGACUUCGAUGCUUUGCUCAUUGCUGUGCUGGUUCCUUCCAUACCUACUGCUCGUGGCCGCAGUGGUGCCAGCCGCGGUCUUUGCUCUCCACAGAGAGGCCUUCCUUGUGAUCGCUCCCCUUGCCCUGGCCUUGCACGUUCUGCAGGUCGAUCAGGCGGCUGCGGCUGACCUCAGGGACCAGCUGAGGGCACCCCUCGGCUGGGGCGAAGAUGGUCAGCUCUUCUCCGCAAACCUGAGUGCGGCCCUGCAGGCCUUCAACUUGGCCCCCAAUGCUCUGCUUCUUCCGGCCCCAGGCCGCCGGGCGUGGGUGCGCUCGUUGCUGUUCGCCUUGUUUCUUCUGAUGCCUGGGGCGGGACUGCGAAUCUCGUUCCUGGAUCUCGAACCGCCACCACUCUGGAGCGAGGUCGCUUUGGUCGCGCUUUGCUCCCUGAUCUUGGUGGCAGUGCAGUGCCGUCCUUCGCAGGAGCUUCCGCGUUCAGAGCUCGUCGACCAGCGGUUGGAGGCUCUGGAAGCCGGUUUCAACGCGAUGCUCGACACCCUGCGGCCACUGCUUGGCCAAAGCGGCAGGCCCACGUUUGGCAGUCAAGCACAGGCCAAGGUUCCAGGGGGCAUGGACCAGCCCGCUGUGCUCGAGCGUUUCGGUGUGAGGUUGAUCACCGCGGAAAGGUUCACGCUCCGAGGGAGCCUCACAGUUCUGCAGGAGCAGUGCAGCAUUUUGGUCAGCUGCCCGCUGGGGGACUUCGACCUCGUGGCCAAUGGUUUGGAAGGUGCCUUGUCCACAGAUCUGGGCAAGACAGCCGCCGGCGAGGGCGAGUCGAUGGCGCUGUCGCCUCCGGCCAGGGAUGCCUCCGGAUGGGCUGCCGCGCUGGCAGCACGGUUCACGAGCAGAGAGGCACGCCCACGAAGAGACGAUGAUCUUGCGAGCGUGUCGACCGCCAGCACGCUGACGCGAGGUAAAGGCCAGGUUGAUGAGGCCUCCUUGCACCUCGCGCUGGCCAUGGUCGCGGCCCUGAGCCGCUGCGUGCAGCAGCCCCUGGAGGUUUUCAGCGCCGUGGGCUCCCACUCCGCAGUGGUGCCCCCUAAGGUCUCCCAUGACGAGCCUUCCCUGAUCCUUGCCAUGGCAGAGGACCAAUUGAGCUGCCAUCCGCAUCGUUACGGCGCUGUUUCGAAGAGUGUUGGCUGCUGCCGGGAAGCCAGGAGGUCGGUGAUCAAGGAGCGCUUCGGCGUGGUCCGUGAUCCUGGCGAGAUGCGCCAGCUGUGCACAGACGAAGAACUGGUGGGGCAGUCUUUUACUAGUUCUUCUGUGCAGCUCCACGUCGACGAUUCGCCGCGAAGUUCGGCAGCGUCGCAGGGCAGCGGCAGCGAGGAUGAACUGGGCCGCGCAGGUACAAAGUGGCCAUCUUCCUCAAGGUCAAACAGCCGGUACACCAAGAUCUUCUCUGGAGCCCCACGCCAUCUGGCGCUGGUCUUCGACUCCUUUGCGGCCCGGGAUCGCUGUCUGGAGCUGAUCCGACAAGUUCUGCCGCUGCCCACGCCAACUGCCUCGGCCUUGGUUGGGUCUCACGGAGAUUUGGGCGACCACGGUGUUCCAUCCGCACUUUUCCGGUGUGCGGCGCAGGAAGUGUCUCUUCGGGCCGAGCUUUGGGAGGGUGGGUUCCUUCGUUUUAGAGAGGCUUCCUGCUGCGAACCUCUGACACACGACCGUUCGAUGGUCUGUACAGCCUUCGGCUUCUUCUGCGUUCUGGCGAAAAGCAGACACAAGACAGGUCCUGACAAGGUUUCUUUGGCUCUGACAAGCUGCUUGUGGCUGACGUUUGCCAUGGCCUUUGUUCUAUGGCGAGCAGGCCUCGCGGCCAUUCUCGGCGCUUGGGUCACUGCGGCUGAAGACGAGACAUUGCUCGAAGGCGAUGAAAGCGGCCCAGGACCUGAGGAUGAGCCCGUCUAUCCGGCGCAGGUGGAAGCUGGCGGUGCGUAUGUCUCCAACAAGGAGGCUAAGGCAUUCUACUGGAGAUUGCAGAUGAGACCUGUGCGAGAGGGUGAGAUGCAGGCGAUGUUGGGAGCUUCCUUCGAGAACGGCUGGCCGAACCCUUUCGGCAAGUCUGCCGAGGACGUUGCGAGCUGGUUGUGGAAUGACCUGCUGGCCAGCAAUCCCUUCGGCAACUACGGAGUCCUGGUGCCCUGGCCCGAGGAGGACGACGACCAGCUCGGCCACGGUGGCUGGGUGGCCUACUCGCGAAGGCAGGUCUGCUAUAUCACGGCCAAGAGCUUCUUCGGUGGAAAGCUUUGGAACUACGACAGCGGACUCUUCCGGCUCAUGGAGAUGUGCCAAGGCGCCUGCGACUUCCGGGCUUCCUUUGCCACGCUCCUGGCAGCUUGCUCUGCAGACGAGACGCUGGCAGACGGCAAGCAGGGUCCGAUGAUCCUCACGGCAAAGGCCAAUGCCGCACCCGAGGUGUCAGACGUGAGAGCCCUCGCGGAGAAUGUGAUUCUAGAAUCCUCCGGGCUGCGCAUUUGCGACUACGAUGCCGGGGCCGGUGACAUCUCAAAUGCGGAGACGGUUCCUGAGUCCGGGUGCGUUCCGCGCACUGCCAGCAAUCCCGGGGUCGACUUCAUGACGGGAGGCCUGGAAGGUCAGGUUACUCAAGACAUCUCUGCCUCGUGGUUUGGGGGCUAUCUGUUUGAUGCCAAAGCAUGUGGCCUGGGUGGUGGACAAGACGAGCGCCUCUCCGUGUAUUUUCCAGAAGUCACCGUUCUUGCAUACUUCUUGUCGAGGAGCAUGCCUUACCCACAGGUACGACAGCCCGUUUGGUUUUUGGGAGCUCGAAACUUCUUCAAGAACCUGGAUGGCACCGCCCGCUUCGACUCCCCACUGGUUCUUUCCGACAUUCCCGUCGACGAUCGAGAUCUCGAGACGAUCACCCUGGAGGGAGCCUCCUACCAGAUCGACAGGUCGAGGCCAGUCGUGGUCUUCAUGAGCGAGAGCCAGGGCUUCUUCAAGGAAACGAAGCAUAACCUGGCACUGGCGCGGACAAACCGGCUACCGGGGCAGAGAGACAUGAGUACUGGAAAGUUCGCGUUUGAGAAGCAGGUGCGGGCUUGGUACCGCUCCAUGGCACUGGACUCCUACGAUGAGGCCAUUCGGCCCAUCUUCAAGAAGUUGAGCCGCUCGUUGGGUGCUGGCCCAUGGCUGGCCGGGCUUUGGUGGGGCGAUUCGCAGCUCGGCUUUUUGGCAGCUUGGCUCGGGCAGGCUCUUGCAGCUCACACCUGGGGCCAGCCUCUUCCUCUGGACUACUACCUUUAUGCCGACUUCACAGAGAAUCCGGGCAACAUGUGCUACCUCCUUCCUGGAGAGGCCUGUGAGAAGUGCCUGGAGACCUGUCAGAGCCCGGAUCCACCGGCCAGCGCGUAUUGGAUGCCCGACGAGGCGUACUUCAACGGCCGACCCUGCGUUCCAGACAAGUCCAUCUGCGGUCGGGAAGGCUUUGACGAUGUCGUCGGGGCAUUUCUGGGGAGGAGUGUCGCGGAGGCCUGGAGGGAGAUAGAGUACAAGGUGGCGGCUAACCCGGUGUCUGUGAACGUUUUCGAUGCUCUCCUCAGCACACGGCGGCUGCAAAUCGUUUAG